Molecule: messenger RNA, 239 nt
Organism: Funneliformis caledonium
Lineage: Eukaryota; Fungi; Glomeromycota; Glomeromycetes; Glomerales; Glomeraceae
Source: the annotation of a GenBank genome assembly
AUGGUCCAAAUUCAUUUAGUACAAUGCCCCUUGGUUCUGAAUCUCCACCAAUAGCGUUAAAAGGUACACUCCCUUCGCCAGCUGCAAGCAUAUUGGCUUGCAGAACGUCGUUAGUUAAAGUGGUUACUGGAUUCGCAGUAGGCAUCGGAACUUGCGCUGAAAAAUCGGGUGCAGCUGAUAUUGAUGAACUUGUUGAUAUUAAAUUUAAUUGGUCAAUUAUUGAUCGUCUUGGUAGUUAA